Periconia digitata is the source of this 2841-nucleotide messenger RNA. The record is from the annotation of a GenBank genome assembly. NCBI's taxonomy places the organism in Eukaryota, Fungi, Ascomycota, Dothideomycetes, Pleosporales, Periconiaceae.
CCGAUAAUGGCAACUCUCAUGACGUUGAACAAGACAGGGACAGGGGCACGGCAGGCUCGAAGAGAACCGGACGUUUCGCUGCUGCUGCUGCUGAUGUUGUUGUUGUUGCUUGCGAGCGUGUUCCUGUUGACCUUCUACGUUACAUCUGCCUCCAGCGUUAUUGUUGUCGCACCCUCGUCGUGCUGUGUACAUAACUUGGUGUUUUUGCUUUGCUGCAUCCUGCUUGCUCUCGGUCCUUGUCGAUUUUCUAGCUGCAGGAAUCCGAAUUGCUCCUUAUAUUAUGUCUGUUAUCGCGACUUGAUUACCUCCAGUUUUGAAAUCCAGUUUCAUCCCAGACGUCAUCUUCCAGGUACCCGUUAUCAAAAACUCUCCAGGUCGCAGACCCACACACACGCACAAUUCGACAUAUCCAUGGAGCGAGUGCGACCCCAACCUGCAAACCAUGCCGCUGGCCGUCGUAAAUCCGUAUUCGCCGAAGUUGGGCUGAUUGACGAGGGAAAGGCGCGUGAGGAACGCAGGACUGCGCCGGUAUUAGUAGGCCCUGAGCCACAUGACCGUCCCAAGGCACGAAGACCGGCCAGAAAAGUGCGGUUUCGAAGUCAAGCCGAGAUUCUGCAAUUGCAGAGCGAAGGGGAAUACGACAGCGAAGAUGAUUGGGAGUCUGCCUCCGACUCCGACAAUGACGACAGCCCAAUGCCUACAUUGCGCAUGCAUCAGGAAUCAAGUUAUACCAAGUUGUAUCGAUUAGGAUUCCUCGCUGUUGUCUUCGCAAUGCUGCUGCCUGUAUUACAGUUCGAUAAAACAGUGCCUGCUGGAGUCAGAGGAGGUGUUAUUCCACGAAAUGCCAUGGAGACCAAUCAACUUCAACGUCGGGAGGAUUCUCCAGUCGAAGUGUGUAAAAGAUGGAGUGGCCAAUCUGCUGUCAUCAAUGGCACUGCGUACAUGUACGGCUUCCGUACUUUGACUGAUGCGCAACAGACCGACAAUAGUUGGACCAACGAUUUUCUUUCGCUGGAUCUCACCAAGUCCUGGCAAAUUGCCAACCCUUCUCUCACUGGCUUGCCUAAACCUUCUGGACCGCCAGCUGUCUCGUUAGGGUAUCUGUGGAACUCCCAUUCGUCACUAUUUCUCUACGGUGGUCAGUUUUCCGAUAACCCGAAGAAAAGUCCCACUUCGAAUUCAAUCUGGGAAUACAAGGCAGGCGACAAGGAAUGGAUCGAGCAUAAAGACCCCAAAAGUUCCUCUGGCGACAAUGCCAAGGAAGCUGGGCAAUCUGUCCAGCGCGCUGCUGAAGGCGCUGGGGUCAGUGUCGCCAACUUAGGUCGAGCUUGGUACUUCGGUGGACAUUUGGACGAUUUCACGACCGAAGGCUGGAGCAACCAAAUCCCCAGAGUCUACCUCAAAUCGCUACUUGAGUUCACCUUUCCAGGGUAUUCCAACGAGGCUGUGGACGAUCUGAAAGGAGACAAGAAGGCCAGCGAUGACGGCGUGUUCCGCAACGUUACCGAAGGUGGACUGCAAGGCACUGGCUCCUUUCCCGCACGCGCCGAUGGCACUCUGGUCUAUGUUCCUGGAUUUGGCGAACAAGGAACGUUACUGGGUCUCACUGGUGGCGACAACGACACAUUCGCCCAAAUGAACGUCAUCGACGUUUAUGAUGUCGCAAAAUCGGAAUGGUACAAACAGAGCACUUCUGGCCCAAUGCCCAAGUAUCGGGUGAAUCCAUGCGCCGUAGUCGCAGCUGCAGCAGAUGGCUCCUCUUAUAAUGUCUACAUGUUUGGAGGCCAAAAUCUCCAACCCGCCAAGGAACAAAUCCAGUAUGACGACAUGUGGAUUCUUUCCGUUCCUUCUUUCACGUGGAUAGAAGUGGAUCAGAAGGACCAAAGCGUCCCGUACGCGCGUGCCGGCCACUCCUGUCACAUAUGGGACGGCCAAAUGGUUGUGCUGGGUGGCUACGUAGGCCAGGAGCUUCAGUGCGAUACCCCUGGAAUUUACGUCUUCAAUACGUCGAGUCUCCAAUGGGGUGACCAAUUCACGGCUCUAACGGGCGAUAGAGCAUUGAAGUCGUGGAAUGGUCGGGACGAUGACGACGGGAAUCCGCUCGCACAACAAGCAAACCAGCGAGGCUUUGAUGCCAAAGCCGGACUGCCAGGGAGUUAUGGCUAUACUGUACCUGAAGUCGUGCAAUCCGCUAUCGGCGGAAAUGCAACCGGUGGCGCAACAGUGACGGCACCAAUCCGAGCCCCAACAGAAGGACCCUUUAAAUCGGGAACUCCGCAAACGUACACAGUGACAGGACCUAAUGGUGCCGUCAUCACUGAGACAGUUGGCAGCGGCAACAGCAACAAUGGAGGAGGCGGAGGUCGAAAUGUUGGAGCUAUCGUGGCCGGUGUCGUUGCGGGAGUGUUUUUCAUCAUUGCGGCGUACUUUGCUUUCUGCACGUGGAUCUACCGUCGGCAAGUCAAAAUAUGGAAAGAGCAUGCAGCCAUGGUAACGGCGCGCUCCGAGCAAGAGAAGAACGCUGCCCUCGUAGCUCCAGUCGGAACGCUUGCCAGCUCGCACAAGGGUUCCUCUGAACGCGCAAGACAGGAGAGGUUGGGCACACGAUCAAGCAACGGCACUGGAAGCGCCGCCAUACGUACAAGCGAUGAGCGUGCUGGCCCAUCCACAUACACAGGAGCCGCCGGUGUGGCCGCCGGUGGUACAGAUGCGAUAGGCCGGAGAAGUAGCGAGGACAGUUCCACAGACGACCUACUUGCGGGCCUGGAGCCCAGCUUCUGGGGUCCCAGGGGAGUGUUGCUCAAUCCCCGGAGAAGUUUGAGAGUCAUCAACAGAGACUAA